AUGACGGAUAUUGAGAAUGGGUACUUCCUGGUCAAAUUUCAAAACAAGCUGGAUUGCGAGAGGGCUCUUUCUGAUGGUCCUUGGACCAUAUUUGGUCAAUAUUUGAUUGUACAACCUUGGUCGAUGGCUUUUGACCCUUCACAGGCUUAUCCAAUUGUGUUGAUGGCAUGGGUCAGAUUUCUUGGCUUACUUGGAUAUUUGUAUAAACAUAAAAUUCUUGCAGACAUAGGGGAAACAGUUGGAAAGGUGGUCAAGAGGUAUGGUCAUGUGAAAAGGAUUUGUACGUUUAAGAACGCUGGUCCACUGUUGAAAAGGAAACUAAUUCGUAUGAAAUGUCACCGGAAAAGCAAAGGGCCAGUGGUCCAGCAAAGUUUUGCUGUUCCUGGCAGUAGUAGUCAAACCCCAGCGACGACGACAAUGCAGAAUGGUUCCGACGUCGAGAUGACUCUUCAAAUCGAAAGCGGAUCUUCAACUUGUUUCUCAGUUCUGACCUCUGACGAGCGUGAAAGGGAAGAAGUGGCGGUGGAAGUGGGAAUUCUUGACUCCGGUAAACACUCAGCAGUGAUUCAGUCUAGGGUUGUGGGCUUGUUCGAUGGGAUCAAGGAUGGUGGGGCCAACGCCGACGCGGAUUCCAUCGCUAGUGAGGGAAGAAAGGGCAAAUGGGCUGAAGAAAAGGGAGAAAGAGAGCCAAAAGAGGAGGGAUUUGAAGGGUUCCGAUUCAAUGGAGAAGAGGGAAAGGGAGAGGAUAAUGGAAGAGAUUGA
This is a messenger RNA of Gossypium arboreum, 762 nucleotides long. RefSeq lists its product as uncharacterized. The transcript has 4 exons. Lineage: Eukaryota; Viridiplantae; Streptophyta; Magnoliopsida; Malvales; Malvaceae. The record is from RefSeq and is a predicted model, not a curated record. Bases 1 to 762 code for a protein of 253 amino acids.